Zeugodacus cucurbitae (melon fly) is the source of this 5370-nucleotide messenger RNA. It is a transcript of the gene GluProRS, whose product is annotated as bifunctional glutamate/proline--tRNA ligase. Gene Ontology annotation, biological process: glutamyl-tRNA aminoacylation; translation; prolyl-tRNA aminoacylation. Bases 245 to 5173 code for a protein of 1642 amino acids. The transcript has 10 exons. Gene Ontology annotation, cellular component: aminoacyl-tRNA synthetase multienzyme complex; cytoplasm. Gene Ontology annotation, molecular function: glutamate-tRNA ligase activity; proline-tRNA ligase activity; ATP binding. Lineage: Eukaryota; Metazoa; Arthropoda; Insecta; Diptera; Tephritidae. The record is from RefSeq and is a predicted model, not a curated record.
GACAGCUAGAAGUAUCUUGUUACUUAUUGUGUUAAAACAGGACAACUCAUUUCUUAUCAAAUUUCCAUUUCACAUCGUCUCCAAAUUCACGUGUGCUUCGUUUCCUAAAAUGGUUGUGUUGAAAUUUAUAGUUGAGAAAACUAAUUGCAAAUGUAGGCAUAAUGUUAGUGUGAACCAAACUAUCUAGUGGUUCUGGGCAGUUCAUAAUAUUAGAGCAAUAAUAUUAUUUUGUGAACAAAUUAAAAUGGCAGUCAAGUUAACAGCUAACAUAAAUAAUCCUCCAAUAAGUGGUUUGGCAACUGCUCAUCUUAUAAGCGAGACUAUAGAGAUUGAAAUUGUUUGGGGUAAUGAAACCUCGCUUCAAUUUCUUAAUCAGCGCCGUCUUCUUUGUCAUUCUAACAAUGAUGUGUUGAGGGCCCUGGCACGUGUGGCCCCAGAGUAUAAACUUUAUGGAGAAAACGCUAUUGAACGUACGCAAAUAGACCAUUGGUUGUCGUUUUCAUUAACAUGCGAAGAUGACAUUUCUUGGGCGUUAUCAUUUCUCGAUAAAUCAAUUGCCCCCGUAACCUAUCUAGUGGCAAACAAGUUAACUAUUGCUGAUUUUGCUCUUUUCAACGAGAUGCAUGCACGUUAUGAGUUUCUUUCCACCAACGGCAUACCACAACAUGUGCAACGCUGGUAUAACCUUAUAAAUUCUCAACCCUUGAUUCAAAAAGUUUUACAGGCAUUGCCAGAAGAAGCUCGUACUGCAUCCAAACGGGCAAAAAGAAGCAAUGGUGUUAAACUUAGUGAAUGCGAAAGUGCACAUUUGCCUGGUAAGACCAAAACAAAUGAACGUAAGCAGGAAGGAAAAUUUAUAGAUCUACCCGGUGCCGAAUUUGGGAAGGUAGUAGUACGAUUUCCUCCAGAAGCGUCUGGAUAUUUGCAUAUUGGACAUGCUAAAGCUGCUCUAUUAAAUCAAUACUAUGCAUUAAACUUUAAUGGCAAACUAAUAAUGCGAUUCGAUGACACUAAUCCAGCGAAAGAAACUGUAGAGUUUGAAGAAGUUAUUUUGGGCGAUGUGGAAUUACUACAGAUUAAACCAGAUGUUUUUACUCAUACAUCCAAUUAUUUUGAAAUAAUGUUGAAAUUUUGCGAACAGAUGAUUAAAGAUGGCAAAGCAUAUGUAGAUGAUACGCCAGCGGAUAAAAUGAAAAUUGAACGCGAACAACGUGUGGAAUCAACGAACCGUUCAAAUGAUGUGGAAAGAAACCUAUCUUUAUGGCAGGAAAUGGUGAACGGUACAGAUAUAGGUCAGAAAUGUUGUGUUCGUGCAAAAAUUGAUAUGUCUUCAGCAAAUGGCUGCAUGCGUGAUCCAACUAUAUACCGUUGCAAGAAUGAACCUCACCCACGUACAGGCACAAAAUAUAAGGUCUAUCCAACAUACGAUUUUGCUUGUCCGAUUGUUGAUUCCAUAGAAGGAGUUACGCAUACGUUACGUACAAUGGAAUAUCACGAUCGUGAUGAUCAAUUCUAUUGGUUUAUUGAUGCCCUCAAGUUACGAAAACCGUACAUAUGGGAAUAUAGCCGUUUAAACAUGACAAAUACUGUGUUGUCUAAACGUAAACUGACAUGGUUUGUUGAGUCAGGAUUAGUGGAUGGUUGGGAUGAUCCACGCUUUCCGACAGUGCGGGGAAUUAUUCGCCGAGGCAUGACUGUUGCGGGCUUACGCGAAUUCAUUAUCGCCCAAGGUUCAAGUAAAUCUGUAGUAUUCAUGAAUUGGGACAAAAUUUGGGCAUUUAAUAAGAAAGUGAUCGAUCCGAUUGCACCUCGAUACACUGCGCUCAAUUAUGAAAAUCGAAUUAUUGUUAAUGUUUUAGAUGCAAAGGUAGAAAAAAUUCAGGUACCUAAACAUCCAAAGAACGAAAGUCUAGGAAUGAAAGAAAUAACCAUGGGUCCUCGUAUAUAUAUUGAUUAUGAAGAUGCGAUUGCCCUAAAGGAGGGUGAAAAUGCUACAUUUAUAAAUUGGGGCAACUUGUUAAUAAGAAAAAUAUAUAAAGAUGAUAGCGGUAAAAUAAUAAAAAUUGAUGCGACUUUGAAUUUGGAUAAUAAGGACUUUAAGAAAACAUUAAAACUUACUUGGCUUGCUGUGGAAGACGAUGCUCUUUAUCCGCCCACAUUCUGCGUGUACUUCGACAAUAUUAUAAGUAAAGCAGUUUUAGGGAAAGAUGAAGACUUUAAACAAUACAUCGGUCACAAAACUAGGGAGGAAAUAAGAAUGCUAGGUGAUCCAGAACUUAUGAAAUGCAAAAAAGGAGACAUAAUUCAACUUCAACGUCGCGGAUUCUUUAAAGUUGAUGUUGCUUAUGCGCCAGCCAGUCCUUUCUCGAAUGUUGUAACGCCGGUCAUUCUAUUCUCGAUACCUGAUGGCCACACUAAAGAUAUGCCAUCUUCUGGUUUGAAAAUAAACGCUAAUGCACAAGAUGUGAAAAAUUGCGCUGAAACAUCUAUAGUUCCUAUAUCCAACGCAUCUCUACUUAAUGAAAAGAUCUUGGAGCAAGGCAACGUAAUACGUGAUCUAAAGGCAAAGAAAACGGCAAAGGAUAAAAUCAAUUUAGAAGUUACGAAACUGUUAGAACUGAAAACUGAAUUUAAAACGAUAACUGGUCAAGACUGGAAACCUGGUACAGAAGUAUUUCCUGUAACUGACCAAUCGAAUGCUGAUACCGCUGUUGAGCAAGUACUUAAUAAAAUUACCGAUCAAGGCGACAAAGUCCGUCAACUAAAAUCACAGAAAGCCGAUAAAACAGUUAUAGAAACUGAAGUCAAAGCACUGAUUUCUCUCAAAUCAGAUUAUAAAAAACUUACAGGAAGUGAUUGGAAGCCAGGAACUAUAAAACAAGUAGUUGUCAAGAGGGAAAAGUUUCCAGAACAGCCAUCAGAAAGUGCCGUUGCGGAUUUACUUGGGAAAAUUUCUACACAGGGUGAUAAGGUUCGUCUUCUUAAGAAUGCUAAAGAAGAAAAAAGCAUUAUAGAUACAGAAGUUAAAUUAUUGUUGGCACUAAAAACGGACUAUAAAAGCCUAACUGGACAAGAAUGGAAACCGGGAACCUCUGUCCCGUCUUCUAAAACUGACGAUUCAUCUAAAAUUGAUUUAACCGAGGAAGAUAGCCCAGAUGUCAGUGCACUCCUUACACGGAUAAAAUUACAAGGUGAUAGAAUUCGACUAUUGAAAUCGGAAAAGGCACCUAAGCCUACAAUUGACCAGGAAGUGCAAACAUUGUUGUCUUUAAAAGCUAAUUACAAACAAAAAACUGGCACAGAUUGGACACCCAACAUUAAGAUUAAACCAGAAGGAACUGCCGUUAUUGAGAAAGUUUCGAUGAAAAUGUCGGCUUCAUCAGAAAAAGAAUUGUUAACCAAAGAAAUCAACGCGCAAGGUGAUAAAGUUCGUACUGCCAAAUCGACUAAUUUGUCUAAAGAAAAUAUUGAUGCUGAAGUGAAAAAGUUGUUAGCGCUCAAAACGAAAUACAAAGAAAUUACAGGAACUGAUUUUCCAACCAUUGGUGGACGCGGGGGCAAUGGUUCAAAAAAAGGAAGUGAAAAGAGUAAUUUAACUCAAAACAAGGGAAAGGCACAACUUAAAGAAGAAGCUAAUAUUCAGGCGGGUGGACCUAAAAAGCAGACAAGGUUGGGACUUGAAGCUACCAAAGAGGAAAAUCUUCCCGAAUGGUAUUCGCAGGUUAUUACCAAAGGAGAAUUAAUAGAAUAUUAUGAUGUGUCUGGUUGUUAUAUUUUGCGCCAUUGGUCAUUUGCAAUUUGGAAAUUUAUUAAAAAUUGGUUCGAUGCCGAAAUAACAAAAAUGGGCGUUAAGGAGUGUUACUUUCCCAUAUUUGUUUCGCGUGCCGCUCUCGAGCGGGAAAAGACUCAUAUUGCCGAUUUUGCGCCAGAAGUUGCUUGGGUGACGAAAUCAGGGGAUUCUGAUUUAGCUGAACCAAUUGCUGUGCGUCCUACUUCUGAAACUGUUAUGUAUCCAGCAUAUGCAAAGUGGAUUCAGUCCUAUCGUGAUUUACCCAUACGUUUAAAUCAGUGGAACAACGUUGUGCGGUGGGAAUUCAAGCAUCCUCAGCCUUUCCUGCGCACGCGUGAAUUUCUCUGGCAAGAAGGCCAUACCGCUUUUGCCACAAAAGCAGAAGCCGAUCAAGAAGUACUGGACAUUUUGGAUCGUUACGCGCACAUCUAUACCAAUCUUCUUGCUAUCCCUGUAGUAAAAGGGCGUAAAACAGAAAAGGAGAAAUUUGCUGGAGCCGAUUAUACCACUACUGUAGAAGCAUUUAUUUCCGCGUCGGGACGCGCUAUUCAGGGCGCUACCAGUCAUCAUUUAGGUCAAAACUUCUCGAAAAUGUUCGAGAUCGUGUUUGAAGACCCCGAAACACAACAAAAACAAUUCGUGUUUCAGAAUUCUUGGGGAAUAACUACACGCACAAUUGGCGUCAUGAUUAUGGUGCAUGCAGACAAUCAGGGAUUGGUGUUGCCGCCACAUGUUGCUUCUAUACAAGCCAUUAUUGUGCCUUGUGGCAUAACGGUUAAUACGAAACCCGAUGAACGAGAACGGCUUAUACAAGCUUGUAAAAAGUUGGAAGAACAAUUAAACAUAAAGGGUGUUCGUUGUGAAGGUGAUUACCGUGACAAUUACUCUCCAGGUUGGAAGUUUAAUCAUUGGGAAUUGAAGGGGGUUCCACUUCGUAUCGAAUUUGGUCCAAAGGAUAUGAAAACUAAUCAAAUUGUUGCGGUACGCCGUGACACUGGUGAAAAACUUAUUUUGGCUUUAGACGACGUAGAGUCCAAAAUCAAGCAAUUGUUGGAAACAAUACAUGAUAGUAUGUUAGCAAAAGCGAAAAAAGAUUUGGUUAAUCAUACAAAAAUUACGAAGAAUUGGGCGGAAUUCUGCAAAUUUCUGGAUGCUAAGAACAUUUUACUUUCACCAUUCUGUGGUGAAAUCAGCUGCGAAGAAAAAAUUAAAGGAGACAGCGCAAGAGACGAGGAGGCAGAACCUGGUGCACCUGCUAUGGGCGCUAAAUCACUGUGCAUACCAUUUGAACAGCCUGCUGCGAUUACUGCUAACGAUAAAUGCAUUCAUCCAAGUUGCAUCAAUAAACCCCAAUUUUAUACGUUAUUUGGACGCAGUUACUAAUGUAACAUGAAAUUUGCAACAUGUAUUUUUCCAAAUUAAAUUAAAUUUAAUAAAUGAAAGUGUUUUGUCGUUUAAUAAUGAAUACUAAACAAUGCAUAAUUAAAAUUAUCAAAUUUAUGAAUUGAUUGUAUAUUAUGUUAACAAUUUUAUUUUAGCGACUUUUCAUUUAACAUACAAAUAAACAAGUGCGGAAGAUA